CGGUGGCGGUAGGAACAGCUGGGGGAACCGCAAGUGAUCUCCCCUUGACUCCCACGUCGAAGGAGGAGGGGGCGGAGGGGGUGCGGGACGUACAGGCUAACGGAAAAGAUUCACAUACAACUACGCAAAAUAUCGGAAACGGACACGGACUUGGAGACGGCUCUCUUGUUUAUACGCACACGCACGAUGUAACUGGUAACUGCAAUGGUGAUGAACCUGGAAAACUCGAUGUUUCUCCUACUGGCGACGACAAUACCAACAUGCAAUCAUAUACGCAAUCUCAAUCUCAAUUUCAAGCUAGAGCUGGCGCAGACUUGAUCGAAUUGGAACUCGGGGGCGCGGGCUCGAACCCGGUGAACGAGAACGAGAACGCGGGCGCGGGCGCCGAGGAGAAGGAGGCGGGCGACUCUGAGGAGAAUGAAGCGCCGGUGGUUUCGAUUGCUGGUGUGGAGGUGAAGGACGAGGAACCGGCUGCUGGCAGCGAGGAGCCGUCGACACCGACAGGCCUCGGUGGUGAUGACGCAGGGCGUCAGGACGGCGGGGAGAAGGCGAAGAGCGAGGAGGUGGCUGGCGGGGACGGAGACGCCAAGGUUCAAGAGCCUACAGCGACGGAACCCGAGCUCGGCGCUGCUCCCUCUCAGGCUGUUCCCUCGCCUCAAUCUAGCGGUGCUUCGGAAGAGCAACGGCAGGACGACCCAGCGGACGACAAAGACGACGGGAAGCAGAGCGCCGACCAGUCCUUCGCGACCGCUUCAGAGCAAGCUGAGCACAAGCCAGACUCGCUCCUUGUCCCCGGCACCCAGGAGGAGAACGCCACCGACGGUGAGGCCAGCGACGCGACCGCCGCUGAGUUCGAGGACUGGGAGUCGACGACGGAGGGCCCGCUAGGCGAGGACCAGGUCUUGGACGAGCCGGAAGCGGCGCCCGAGGCGAAGGACCAAAGUGGACCGUCAGAGCCUGCGAUAGCCGCAUCCGGCGAGGAUGAGAACAAGGCGCAAAGCAAUCCUUUGGGAGACGCUGAAGGUCAAACAUCGGAGCCUAUGGCGGCAGCAGUCGACGUGCGACAGGGCGAAGACGAGGACAAGACGCAAAGCCGCCCUUCGGACGUGCCAGAGAUCUUGAUUUCCACUGCGGAGAGCCCGACGACUACCCCCGAGGCCUCUGGCGAUAACGUCGAUGCGACCGUCCCUACGGGAAACACGCCCACGGCCGAGGUGCCUACUCCAGAGGCGUCGACCACGACAGAGGUGGAAACCACGGCUGUCGACAAACCAGAGGAAACGCAGGACCAAGAAGUCGUCGAGCCCAGCGCGGAGAAGGUCUUGCCCGCCACUCCAAUGGAGAAUAUGUCUGAGGCAAAGGUCGAGGAAGGAGGGGAGUCGGGGCUGGGUGACGAAACCCUCUUGGACGUCGAUGCUGAACCUAGUGCCGCUGCGAAGUCGCCCGAAGCUACCUCCCCGAGCGCCGAUGCCAGCUUGGCCGCUGCUACUGCCGAUGCGCCUGCAACACCAAAUCCGGACGGUCAGCCAGAGACUCCUUCGGCGGUCGUCCCCGCGCAGGCGUCUAAAGAAACUCAAGGAGAUUCCGCCGCGUUGCCCUCGCAGCAAGCUUCGCCUGAGAAUCAGGAGGCGCAAAGUAGCUCUUCUGGCACCCCCGUAGGAAACAUUGCUGAGGCUGCAAGUGACGAUCUCGUCGCCUCCGUGGAUGUAAAACAAACCGAGGACCGUCUUGACGCUGAAGCUCUCGUAUGUUCGGGCGCCACGCCCACUGCGGAGACACCAGUGGAGACUGCUGGCGAAGGUGCGCCCGAGGUCGUCGGUGAAGCUGCUGAAGACGACCAAGUGAAUGGGGAGGAGGAGGCUCAGAACGAAGGCGCAGAAAAGGAAGAAGGGACUAAGCCGGAGGAAAGUGUUAAUGCUCUUGAAGAGCGGCCGCCCCCUAGCCUCAAAGGCAACGCUCUCAAAAAGUGGAAGAAGAAGCAACGGGAUCGGGCUGCUGCACUAACAUACGCAGCAGACGACAGCCGGCCGGCUUCGAGAGCCGAGCCGCAGACCCCGGGUGGUGGCGACGAUGACGAGCAGGGUUGCGGAAAUUAUAAGCAAGACGAAGCAACCAAACAACCGCAGGAGUCCGGAGGAGGUGCUAUUGACGAGCAGCCCCAGGCUGCUCGCAAGGAGUUGAAGGCGUGGAAGAAGCAGCGGGAGGACAAGAAGGGUCAGGCCGCCACACCAAACGACACUAUUACCUCUCCAGGACCAUCCAAGGGAGAAAAACCUCCGUCAAACCUCAAAGGAAAGGAGCUGAAGCAGUGGCAUGAAGAGCGAGAGCAACAGCAUAAGCCAGCAAAAGAUGGUAAAGGUGCUCAGGACGAUCCCAAGGGCAACACGGACAUCAAAUCCUGGAUCAAGGGUCAGAGGAAUAAAAAAAGCGGACGUCCGUGACAGUAGUUCCGUAAAUCUAAGCCCGCCUAGACUGGACGACUCUCGACUUCUCGCAUUGCAUCUUACACGUACACGCACCUCUAUAGUUACGUACCUCUACGACACUAAUGGUCUUACGGUCCCCGACGAGUCUUAUGUAUAUACCAUGACAAUGAUGAUACCGCUGCGCCUGCUGGACUUCGG
This is a messenger RNA of Gloeophyllum trabeum ATCC 11539, 2624 nucleotides long. RefSeq lists its product as uncharacterized. The record is from RefSeq and is a predicted model, not a curated record. The transcript has 2 exons. NCBI's taxonomy places the organism in Eukaryota, Fungi, Basidiomycota, Agaricomycetes, Gloeophyllales, Gloeophyllaceae. Bases 261 to 2441 code for a protein of 726 amino acids.